UGUGUGUCUGUGCCCCAGUGUUGCCAUUCCGACGCACAUCCCUCACAGAGGAGCAACAGCCGCACGGAGUUGGUCAGAGCGGACUUCACAGAUUCCUCUGUGGGCGGAGAGCGCUUCACACUCCGGGCUUCCACCCUCUUCUCCCGCGGGGGGCAGCAGCACAGAGAUGCGCCCCGGACCGAGGCUCCGUGUCGGUAAAGUCAGAGAAAGAUAAAGAGAAUGAGACUGAGAAAAGGGCGCAGCGUAUCGCUCCUGUAAGCACCGCAUCCACAACUACACUCCGGGGAGGAUCUGGGGAGCUGGGUGAAUGCAAACAUACAGACGCGCUCGGCUACCGCUUGUUCUUUUUGAGGAUUUGGGUUGAAUGGGGCGGCGAGAGCCCUCAUCACAACUGAAGACAUGAGAAUGUGGAGGGGAACAAAAAGCUCGGCUGCGGUGCUCCGUGGUUGAGUCUCCAUCCAUCCAUCCACCCGAGGACUCCAGGUCUACACAUUCAUGUUGCAAAAGCCUGGUUUAUGACAAUGGAUUACUUGCUGUGGGUGUGCAGCCUCGUUGUCCCUGUGGUCCUGGCUGUAGAAGAAACCCUUAUGGACAGUCGGUGGGCUACCACAGAGCUGGCUUGGACCACAUUCCCAGAGAGUGGGUGGGAGGAGGUCAGCGGAUACGAUGACUCCAUGAGCCCAAUCAGAACCUACCAGGUGUGCAAUGUCAAACAGCCCAGCCAGAACAACUGGCUGAGGACGGACUAUAUACCCCGCAAGGGCGUGCUUCGCGUCUACGUGGAGCUCAAGUUCUCCGUCCGCGAUUGUGCAAGCAUCCCCAACAUCCCAGGCUCCUGCAAAGAGACCUUUAAUCUGUUUUACUAUGAGUCGGAUGGAGACAUGGCCACGGACACCAGCCCUCUGUGGAGGGAGAACCCCUACGUGAAGGUGGAUACUAUUGCCCCAGAUGAGAGUUUCUCUCUGCUGGAAGCGGGAAGGAUCAACACCAAAGUGCGCAGCUUUGGCCCCCUCUCCAAGGCAGGCUUCUACCUGGCCUUCCAGGACCUGGGAGCCUGCAUGUCUCUAAUCUCAGUCAGGGUUUUCUUCAAGAAGUGCUCCACCACCAUUGCCAACUUUGCCGUCUUCCCCGAGACCGCUACGGGGGCAGAAGCCACGUCCUUGGUGAUUGCCCCGGGGGCCUGCGUGAACAACGCCAUGGAGCUGUCCGUCCCGCUGAAGCUGUACUGCAACGGGGACGGCGAGUGGAUGGUUCCCGUGGGCUCGUGCACCUGCAACGCCGGCUUUGAACCUUCCGCAGACAGCACUCAGUGCCAGGCGUGCAUCCCCGGGACCUUCAAAUCCAAAUUCGGAGAGGGAUCUUGCGCUCCCUGCCCAGCCAACAGUCGCACCAGUGCACGAGGAGCCAGUAUCUGUCCGUGCCAGAAUGGCUUCUACCGCGCUGACAGCGACCCCCCUGACUCUGCCUGCACCACGAUCCCCUCGGCACCUCGCAACGUCAUAUCCAGCGUGAAUGAGACCUCUCUGUCCUUGGAGUGGGAGGAGCCCGAGGACACGGGUGGGCGGAGUGACCUCGUCUAUAAUGUCGUGUGCAAGAAAUGCCUCCGAGACCGGAGCCCGUGCACGCGCUGCGACGACAACGUGGACAUUGCUCCACGCCGGCUGGGGCUGAGGCAGAGGAAGGUGGUGGUGAGGAACCUGCAGGCUCACACCCGCUACAGCUUCGAGGUGCAAGCUGUCAACGGGGUUUCCGGGAAAAACGCCACCCCACCCAGAUACUCCAUAGUCAACAUCACCACCAACCAAGCCGCACCUUCAGCAGUGCCAACUGUCCAUCUAAUGCGCUCCACCUCAGACACGCUCAGCCUGUCGUGGCUGCCCCCGGAGAAACCCAAUGGAGUCAUCCUGGACUAUGAGAUUAAAUACCACGAGAGGGGCCAGGCAAUGUCACACACCGUAACUUCCCAGCACAGCUCAGCCAAGGUGGAGGGGCUGCGGGCUGCCACGCCCUACGUGGUGCAGGUCAGAGCACGCACCGUUGCUGGGUAUGGACGCUACAGCAACCCCAUGGACUUCAGCACCAGCCUCCACAGUGACCCUCAGAAGUCCGUGCAGGACCAGCUGCCUCUCAUCAUCGGCUCGGCGUCCGCAGGUCUGGUGGUCAUUGUUGCCUUGGUGGUUAUCGCUGUUGUCUGCCUUAAGAAGCAGCGCAGCGGGUCAGAGCUGGAGUACACUGAGAAACUGCAGCAAUACAUUUCUCCGGGGGUCAAAGUGUACAUCGACCCUUUCACCUACGAGGACCCCAAUGACGCAGUCCAUGAGUUUGCCAAAGAAAUAGACAUCUCCUGUGUAAAAAUAGAAGAAGUCAUCGGCGCAGCAGCAUGUUGUGUCCUAACUUCACCUCAGAUGACAGUCUGCUCCCGCUCGUUCAACCUUCCUGUCUUCUCUGUCUUUCCUUCCCUUGUAAACAUUCGUACUCAGGCACCAAAUGCAAAACCCUCAAGUACCUCGCCCACCCUCUGUCUCCCUGCACCCCUCCCAGGUUGCACACUCGAUCUAUACCAGUCACUCCCUCUCUCCCCAACAUCUUCGACCCCUGACCCCCCUAGCGACCCCCGUCUUUUCCUCUUCUCUUUUCUAAUUCUCUCCCGCAGUCGAAGUCGACCCUCAACUCACCCCCGAGUCCGACCAGUAACGCUCCCUCUCCCCGCACUCUCCCUGACGCUCUCUUUCCCGCCACCCCUCCUCCCCCUUCAUUCCUCUGCUCACUCAACCCCUGCCCACCUCCAUCACCCCCCCACCCCCUCCUCUCGCCACCUCGUUCUCCUCGCUCUAGGUGAAUUUGGCGAGGUGUGCCGCGGGCGUCUCAAGCAGGCCGGGCGCAGGGAGAUGGUGGUGGCGAUCAAGACGCUGAAAGCCGGCUACACCGAGCGCCAGAGGCGGGACUUCCUCGCCGAGGCCUCCAUCAUGGGUCAGUUCGACCACCCCAACGUGAUCCGUCUGGAGGGCGUCCUGACGCGAAGCUGCCCCGUCCUCAUCAUCACCGAAUUCAUGGAGAACGGCGCGCUCGAUUCCUUCCUCAGGCUGAACGACGGGCGCUUCACAAUGACACAGCUGGUCGGGAUGCUGCGCGGCAUCGCUGCAGGCAUGAAGUACCUGUCAGACAUGAACUAUGUUCACCGAGACCUCGCCGCCCGAAAUAUCCUGGUCAACAGCAACUUGGUCUGCAAGGUCUCCGACUUUGGCCUGUCGCGCUUUCUGGACGACACCUCCGCUGACCCCACUUACACAAGCUCUCUGGGUGGUAAGAUUCCCAUUCGGUGGACAGCACCAGAGGCCAUUGCCUUCAGGAAGUUCACCUCUGCCAGUGACGUAUGGAGCUACGGCAUCGUCAUGUGGGAGGUGGUCUCCUAUGGAGAGCGGCCAUACUGGGACAUGAGCAACCAGGAUGUGAUGACAGCAGUAGAGCAGGACUACCGGCUGCCCCCACCCAUGGACUGUCCCAUGGUGCUGCACCAGCUGAUGUUGGAGUGCUGGAUGAAGGAGAGAAACCUGAGGCCCAAAUUCUCCCGAAUCGUCAGCACUUUGGACAAGCUGCUUCGCAACGCCGCAAGCCUCAAGGUGGUGACCAGCACCUACUCAGGGGACCUGCUGCGGCUGGGAGGAACGCUGCCGGGACACAACAGGAAGAGUCCGGACAACAGUCAGGAAAUCAUUCGGCAACAGAUGAGCCAAACUCUCCCGAUCAGGGUGUGAGCCGGAAGGACUAGCUAAAAACUACCUAAAAACUCUUGAGACGAAGAGCUGAUGUAAAAUAAAUUUAAAAAAAAAGAAAGAAAGAAGAAGUAUGAAACGGAUGGAAGCUCCGGCGACACAGCGUAAGAGGACCAUUCUGGAGAUUUCUUUCCCACUGGAGACUCAGUGUCUGUUUAAAGAGAACUCUCCAUUCCAGUGUGUGUGUUCAUUACUUGACACUUGUGGAUUUGUGACUAUUGACCUAAAGCCAGACUUCUUAUUGCUCCCUCUCAGGUUGUGUUUGCAUGUCUGCAUGUGUUUUCUGCUGGUUGGGGAAUCAGUCUUUUCCUUCUCUUCACCCUCCGACUGAGGACAGGGCGGGCAAUUUCACGCAGAUGAUGCAACAGUGCCAAGAUAAAGCAAUCGUUUGCUUAAAACUAACUCAAAGACAGCUGUGGACCAUCUCUCCAAUCAGUGAUUCCUUUUCUUUUUAAAAGAAAACAACCCAACCAAAUAUGUUCUUUCAUUUUGCAAAUUUUAUUAUUCUUAUUUUUUUCUGGAAACAAGAAAAAAAAAAAAACGACACACUUUUCAUCCGCUUCCUCUUAAAAACCGUCUUCCGUGUGUAACGGGAGACGUUACAAAACCUGUACAAAGCAUCCGAGUCUUCACACCGUCUCUCUCUCAGUCCGAGGGGAGACGUAGCUGACACUGUGCGGGACACGUCAUGUGCAUGCCAAAGUGGGAACGUCUUCACGAGAAAAGGAUGAAUAACGGGCCUCCUUAACUGUUGCUUUGUCGGCAUCUUGCUGGAUGGGCUUUAACGUCCACGUUUUUUCUUAAUCUUGUUUGACUCACGGACGCAUUGUUUUGAAUGCUAACUUAUUAUCUGGCGAAGAGGUGAUUCCUACCUGGACUUACCUUUUUUUUUUUUUUUUUUUUAAAUCACUUGUUUUCUGACAUAAACAAAGCAGACAGACAUGAAUGGGUGAAUUAGGAAUCAAUAGUUCUGCUCACACAGAGUACAUUACCUUUAAACCCACUGAGCAGACAUGUUCAACGGUCUUUUAAUUUUUUUGGGUUGUUGUUGGGUUUUGGUUUUUUUUCCUCAAAUUAAAAGCGCCUGUGGUAAUGCUGUGUUGUACAUUAAAAUCUGGUCCGGUGUUGCAGGUCAGUGUGAAUCUAAAAGGUCGUUAUCCAGAUGAUAGCUUGGUGACCUUAAUAGCGACCAGACCUACAAACACGGAUGUAAAAUCGACCGCUCGCUGGUUCAUCUCUCCUCACGUGUUUUCUCCAGCACGCCGACUCUCAGCGCAGUUUCCUAUUAAAACGACUGCCUGUAUAUAACAUUAUAUUUGUAUUAGACCAACCUGCUCGGCAUUUACAACUAUCUGACCUGACUUUGGCCUCUCUAUGACCCUCGUUUAUAUGCUUGUUUGUUUAAUGUUGAGGAGCAGACAAAUAGAGGAAAAUUACAGUUAAAUGGUCAUUAAAUAUCUGAAACUAUAUGUCACGCUGAAAGAAAAUGUGUCUGUUAGGGCAGACUCUUUUUUUUUUUUUUUUUUUUCCUGUGCAAGUAAAGGUGUAUUAGAUUGUAAAGAAGAAAAAAAAUUUGCCAGAAAAACUAGAACAAAAAUAAGCAUUUCUCUUUCAGUAUUUUUACGAUAAUCAUAUGCAAAUAAAUUAUUAAAUGGA
Molecule: messenger RNA, 5429 nt
Organism: Oreochromis aureus
Lineage: Eukaryota; Metazoa; Chordata; Actinopteri; Cichliformes; Cichlidae
Gene: ephb3a
Product: eph receptor B3a
Exons: 15
Coding region: 516-3755 (1079 amino acids)
Biological process (GO): protein phosphorylation; axon guidance; cell surface receptor protein tyrosine kinase signaling pathway
Cellular component (GO): plasma membrane; neuron projection
Molecular function (GO): protein binding; transmembrane-ephrin receptor activity; ATP binding
Source: RefSeq, a predicted model, not a curated record